AUGGCGGUCCCCGGUGCGGCGGUGGCCGCGCACCGGCCCGGCGCCCUGAAGCAGCAGAACAAGCCGCACAAGGGUGGGAGGCACCGGGGGGGCGGCCAGCGCCGCGCGCCGGGUGAGUCGCGUCCGCUUCCGGCUUCCCCGGCACUCCGUGGCUGCGUGCGCGCCGCCCACGUGCUCCGGCGGCGGCGCCGGGAGGCGGUGCUGGCUGAGAAGCGGUUGCUGGGCGGCGCGGACGGGCCGCCACACCUGGUGGCAGUGGUGCCACUGCAUGAAGGGGUGCACGGCCUGGACACCCUGCACCUGCUGCGGAGCAACGCUGCAAACCUCGUGGUCUCGGAGGCGGCUGGAGCUCAGGGCUUCGCGCUCCUCUGUCCCCGGCUGCGACAACGAUGGCGCUUUGUCUUGGCGCCCGCUGGGGACUUCCACGCGGUGCUAGACCUGGCCAAGGUUGCGGACACGCUGCUGUUCGUGCUGCACCCGGAUGAUGGCUGGGACGGCAGAGGGGAGAACUGCCUCUCUUGUCUCUUCGCACAGGGGCUCCCUAGCUGCGCUCUUGCUGUCCAGGGAAUGGCUGAUCUUCCACCAAAGAAGCAGACAGAGGCUAAGAAGAAGCUGAGCAAAGCCACUGAAAAGCGCUUCCCAGAGGCAAAGCUUUUCCCCUUGAACACAGAGCAGGAGUCUUUGCUGCUGCUGAGGCAUCUGGCUGCCCAGAAGCAGCGACACCUUGCUUUCCGUGACAGGCGGGCUUACCUGCUUGCCCAUGCCGCUGAGUUUGUGCCCAGCCAGGAAAGCGACCUGGUUGGCACCUUGAAGGUAUCUGGCUUCAUUCGGGGACAGCCCCUCAAUGUGAACAGCCUUGUGCACAUUGUGGGACAUGGAGACUUCCAGAUGAGCCAGGUCGAUGCACCUCCAGACCCUCUGUGUCUCAACCCCCGAGUGGCUAAACAUCUGGAGAGGAAGGGCCAGGAUAUGGAAAUACAGGAUGAGUCUGGAAACGGUGCUGUCCAGAUGGAGGAGGACGUGAAGGUCUUGAUGAAGGCAGAUCCCAGCAGGCAAGAGUUGCUGCAGUCGGAGGUGGUUCCGGACCCCAUGGAGGGGGAGCAGACCUGGCCUACUGAGGAGGAGCUGAAGGAGGCAGAGGAGUCCAUGAAGGAGAGAAGGAAGACGGUGAAGGUCCCCAAGGGAACGUCGAAGUACCAGGCUGCCUGGAUUGUGGAUGACGAAGAAGAUGGCAGUGAGGAAGAUGAAGAUGGUGACAGCAUGGAGGAGGAUGACUUGAUGGAGGAAGAGGCUUUCCAGGAUGGGGAGAGCAGCGAGGAGGAGGAGGAGCCUGUGGAGGAGGAGUGCGAGACAGUGACUCUGCCAGAGUCUGCCCGUGACGACCAGUAUGACGAGAGGGUAGAGGAGGAUGAGCAGGUGCUGGAGAAGUACAGGCAGGAGCGAACGGAUGAAAUGUUCCCAGACGAGGUGGACACGCCCCGUGACAUGCCUGCCAGAGUCCGCUUCCAGAAGUACAGGGGGCUCAAGAGCUUCCGGACCUCACCAUGGGAUCCCAAAGAAAACCUCCCCAGGGAUUACGCCAGGAUCUUCCAGUUCCAGGACUUCUCCCGAACCAGGAAGCAUGUCUUCCGGCAGUUAGAGAAGGAGGAGAUCAAUGGAGCCGCGGUUGGCUGGUACGUGACACUUCACAUCUCCAGUGUUCCUGUGUCCGUAAUGGAGAGUUUCAGGCAGGGGAAGCCAUUGGUCCUAUUCUCACUGCUUCCCCACGAGCAGAAGAUGUCCCUGUUGCACUUCCUGGUGAGGCGACACCCAGGCAACGUGGAGCCAGUGAAGGCCAAGGAGGAGCUGAUCUUCCACUGUGGGUUCAGGCGCUUCCGGGCCUCACCCCUGUACUCCCAGCACACCUCAGCUGACAAGCACAAAGCAGAGCGCUUCCUGAGGCCUGACACUGCCCUGGUGGUGACAGUUUAUGCUCCCAUCACCUUCCCGCCUGCCUUGGUGCUGCUGUUCAAGCAGAGGAAUAAUGGAAUGCACGACCUCCUGGCCACAGGCUCAUUGCUGACAGUGGACCCAGACAGGCUCAUCAUCAAGAGGCUGGUGCUUAGCGGUCACCCCUUCAAAAUUUUCAGCAAGACGGCGGUUGUGCGGUACAUGUUCUUUAACAGAGAGGAUGUGCUGUGGUUUAAGCCUGUUGAGCUGAGAACAAAAUGGGGCCGUAGGGGACACAUCAAGGAGCCGCUAGGGACCCAUGGCCACAUGAAGUGCCACUUUGAUGGACAGCUGAAGUCCCAGGACACGGUGCUGAUGAACCUGUACAAACGCAUCUUUCCCAAGUGGACAUAUGACCCGUAUGUGCCAGAGCCGGUGCCGUGGGUGAGAAACGAGGAGCCUCUCCCCGUGCCAGAGGUGGACAUGGAAUAGCCCUCCAGAACCUGCGUCCAGGAGUCCUGAGGAGUCUCCUGGGUGCAGGGGUGUGUUAGCAUAGUGCCUUCCCACUCUGCUGCAGCCUCCAUUGUAUUUAUUUCAAUGGCAAAUAUAUUGUGCAGCCUACAGAG
This is a messenger RNA of Gavialis gangeticus (Gharial), 2555 nucleotides long. RefSeq names its product TSR1, ribosome maturation factor (gene TSR1). The transcript has 15 exons. Gene Ontology annotation, cellular component: nucleus; preribosome, small subunit precursor. Gene Ontology annotation, molecular function: GTP binding; U3 snoRNA binding; GTPase activity. Gene Ontology annotation, biological process: endonucleolytic cleavage of tricistronic rRNA transcript (SSU-rRNA, 5.8S rRNA, LSU-rRNA); ribosome biogenesis; maturation of SSU-rRNA from tricistronic rRNA transcript (SSU-rRNA, 5.8S rRNA, LSU-rRNA). The record is from RefSeq and is a predicted model, not a curated record. NCBI's taxonomy places the organism in Eukaryota, Metazoa, Chordata, Crocodylia, Gavialidae. The coding region runs from base 1 to 2421 and encodes 806 amino acids.